Messenger RNA from Musa acuminata AAA Group (dessert banana), 1017 nucleotides. Its product is annotated as caffeic acid 3-O-methyltransferase-like. Gene Ontology annotation, molecular function: S-adenosylmethionine-dependent methyltransferase activity; O-methyltransferase activity; protein dimerization activity. The coding region runs from base 69 to 875 and encodes 268 amino acids. The record is from RefSeq and is a predicted model, not a curated record. Gene Ontology annotation, biological process: methylation. Lineage: Eukaryota; Viridiplantae; Streptophyta; Magnoliopsida; Zingiberales; Musaceae. The transcript is spliced from 3 exons.
UCAAUUUGAUCCGGGUUUAUAGAGCUCCUCCAUUAUCGCCUCCCUCAUCAUCAUCUCUCUUUGUAAGGAUGGGAUUCACCAAGGGAGUGGUGCAGCAGCUGAGCCCCGAGGAGGAGGAGGAGGCACGCUUGCUCGCCAUGAGGCUUGUGACGGGAUCCUGCCUCCCAAUGAUUCUCAAUGUGGCCAUCGAGCUCGAGCUCCUCGAGAUCAUCGUCAAGGCUGGCCCCGGCGCCAAGCUGAGUCCCGACGACAUCGCCACCCAGCUGCCCACCGAGAACCCACAGGCGGCCGAUAUGGUAGACCGGAUCCUCCGCCUGCUCGCCGCCAACGGCGUCGUCAGUUGCUCUGUGGAAUCCGGCGACGAUGGGCGCCCCUCGUGCAAGUACGGGGCCACGCCUGUCUGCAAGUACCUGACCAAGAACGAGGACGGCGUGUCCAUGGCCGCUUUCUGCUUGAUGGUCCACGACAAGGUCACCAUGGAGAGCUGGUACUACCUGAAGGAUGCGGUGUUGGAGGGGGGCAUCCCAUUCGAGAAGGCCCACGGCAUGACGGCGUUCGAGCACCACGGCGGCGAUCCACGGUUCAACAAGCUGUUCAACGACAGCAUGAGGAACCACUCCACCAUCUUGAUCAAGCAACUGCUGGAGACCUACCGCGGCUUCGACGACGUCAAGGUGCUCGUCGACGUCGGCGGCGGGACCGGCGCCACGCUCCACAUGAUCACCUCCAGGCACCCGCACAUCAAGGGCGUCAACUUCGACCUCCCUCUUGUCAUCGCCAGCGCAACGACCAACCCAGAUGUAGAGCACGUCAGCGGCGACAUGUUUGAGAGCAUUCCGGGUGGAGGAGACGCCAUUUUCAUGAAGAACAUUUAGAUUUUUUCCUUACUCAUUUAAUGUUUGAGGUUUUGGUUAGGCAGCAUGUCGAACUUAUCAAAAAAAUUUGAAGGUUAUUAAUGAAAGAUACCACUCUUCAAAGUACUCGAGACAUAUCAAUCAACCAAAUGAAAAGGGUAAA